This is a messenger RNA of Nezara viridula (southern green stink bug), 791 nucleotides long. The record is from the annotation of a GenBank genome assembly. Lineage: Eukaryota; Metazoa; Arthropoda; Insecta; Hemiptera; Pentatomidae.
CUUUGGCGGUUAACUCUGUUAGAUAUUAAGUUUUAACUCUCGUUAUAAAACUUUCAACAAUUAUUAACUCUAAUAAGAAGAGAUAAAAGCGACCAAAAUGAAGACAAUAGCAACAGACAAAAUGCCCGAGCAAACCGAAGUCGACCAGAAACCCGUAGAAGUUGAUUCUGGAACUGAUUCUGAGCCCGAUGAUAUCCCAGAUUUGGAGCCAACUGGUUCCGGCUCUUUGAAUCCUGAUGUAAGCAAAGCUAAACAGUCUCGAGGGGAAAAAAAAGCUCGUAAACUUAUGUCGAAACUUGGAUUGAAACCAAUCCAAGGAGUUUCAAGAGUUACCAUUCGGAAGUCAAAGAAUAUUCUAUUCGUUAUUAACAAACCAGAUGUGUUCAAAAACCCUGCAUCUGAUACUUACAUCAUUUUUGGUGAAACUAAGAUUGAAGAUCUUAGUCAGCAAGCUCAAAUGGCGGCUGCUGAAAAAUUCAAGGCCCCUGAACUUUCUCAAGCCACAGACACUGGCGCAACAACCGUUGUAGCUCCAAUCCAAGAAGAGAGCGAGGAAGAAGAAUUAGACGCAACAGGAAUUGAAGAAAAGGAUAUAGAGCUUGUGAUGUCACAGGCGAACGUUAGCAGAAAUAAAGCCGUUAAAGCACUAACAAAUAACCAGAAUGAUAUAGUUAAUGCGAUUAUGGAAUUGACGAUGUGAGUUUUAAAUAUGAAAAUGCUUCAGUGGGAACUCCUUGUUAAUUUUCUUUUAUCCUUAUUUCUUUGUAUUAAAUAAACUCUAUUCUAUAACU